CCCCUCCCCCUUCUCUCUCUCUCUCUCUCUCUCUCUCUCUCUCUACUCCCGAGAUCUCCGCCCCUCCUCCGCCCGAUCCGCCUCCUCCGCCGCCGCGGAGCGGAGAUCCAGCGGCGGAUCGCGCGCCGCCGCCGCGAUGGGCGAUCGCGUGGGGCUCGAGGCGAGGAACGCGGCGUAGAGAGGGAGAAAGUGAGUGUUCUGGGAGCUGACGACGCUAGGGUUUGGGGAGGGUUUUGCUUUGGAAGGAGGAGAUGGAGCAGGGAGGGGGCGGGACGGAGGCGGCGACGGGGACGAGUAGCUGGGUGGAGUCGUACACGGGCAUGUCUGCGGACAACAUCAAGGGGCUCGUCCUCGCGCUCUCGUCCAGCGUCUUCAUCGGCGCGAGCUUCAUCGUGAAGAAGAAGGGGUUGAAGAAGGCGGGGGCGUCGGGGGUUAGGGCAGGGGUGGGAGGCUAUUCUUACUUGUACGAGCCACUUUGGUGGGUAGGCAUGAUAACAAUGAUUGUUGGAGAAGUUGCAAAUUUUGCAGCUUAUGCAUUUGCUCCAGCUAUUCUAGUAACUCCUCUUGGUGCUCUUAGCAUUAUCAUCAGUGCUGCUCUUGCACGCAUUAUUUUACGAGAGAGGCUACAUAUAUUUGGUAUUCUUGGCUGUGCGCUGUGUGUUGUGGGUUCUACCACUAUUGUCCUCCAUGCCCCUCAAGAGCGUGAGAUUGAGUCCGUGAAAGAAGUAUGGGAUUUGGCUACUGAACCAGCUUUUCUAUUCUAUGCGGCAAUUGUACUUGCAGCAGUUUUCAUUCUUAUAUUCCAUUUUAUUCCACAAUAUGGACAGACGCAUAUCAUGGUGUAUAUUGGUGUUUGUUCCCUUGUAGGUUCCUUGUCGGUCAUGAGUGUGAAAGCUCUUGGAAUAGCUUUGAAGUUGACAUUUUCAGGAAUGAAUCAGCUAAUUUAUCCGCAAACUUGGGCUUUCACGAUAGUUGUGAUUGCUUGCGUGGUAACCCAAAUGAACUAUCUGAACAAGGCUCUUGACACGUUCAAUACAGCUGUCGUAUCACCAAUAUAUUACACUAUGUUUACAUCACUAACCAUUUUGGCAAGUGUCAUCAUGUUCAAGGACUGGGAUCGGCAAAAUCCAACACAAAUUGUCACAGAGAUGUGUGGCUUCGUUACGAUUCUCUCUGGGACGUUUCUUCUUCACAAGACUAAGGACAUGGUUGAUGGGCUUACACCGUGUCUGUCCGUGCGGCUACCUAAACAUGCCGACGAGGACGGAUUUCCCGCCGAGGGCAUUCCGCUUAGGUCUCCGAGGCCUCCAGAGUCGUUUCGGUCGCCUUGAUCGUAUGUUUUGGAACUGCCUUGUGAAUCUUAAGUUACACAAAUUAGGGUUACCGUGGGAAAGCCUGCAUUCUUUUAUUGGAUACGAAAUUGUAGAGCUUUUUCUUAGCGUCGCAUAUAUAUUAAAAAAGUUCUUCUUCCCCCCUAAAUUUGAAGCUUUGCCAUGGACAUAUGGGGAUCACAUAAUCUAUACAGUUGAGUGUAAUUUAGCCGCAAUUGCUGAGAAAUUCGUUUAAUUUUCGCAGAGACUCGAAAUUGAUUAGUUCUGCUAGAAAGGUUCCUUUUUGCCAUUCAAUUAGAUUCUUAAUAAACCUUAUUUGUUUA
Molecule: messenger RNA, 1654 nt
Organism: Ananas comosus (pineapple)
Lineage: Eukaryota; Viridiplantae; Streptophyta; Magnoliopsida; Poales; Bromeliaceae
Product: probable magnesium transporter NIPA4
Exons: 9
Coding region: 252-1331 (359 amino acids)
Biological process (GO): magnesium ion transport
Cellular component (GO): membrane
Molecular function (GO): magnesium ion transmembrane transporter activity
Source: RefSeq, a predicted model, not a curated record